UAUUUUUGGAGUGAACACAUGAAGGUGUGGCUCUACACUCUGCAGGUGGAGCCCCGCCUCCUUCCAGGAAGCAGCUCACCUGUGUGUCCGUGUUUAGUGUCCAGGUGAAGGUAGAAAGUGUGUGUGAGCUGGUGUGAAUUCAGCAGCAUGGAUCAGUGUGAGGACAGAGAGGAGGGAGUCCCUCCCUCUAAAACCACUCUGUGUGGGGAACAUGAGAGCCAGACCAAAGCUCAGAGGAACCCACCUGGACCUGGACCUGGACCCGGACCUGGCUGUGUGUCCUUAAAGAGUGACGGGUCUGCAGCACGUUUCAUUGAUUUUAAAGGUCAGCGUGCGUCUGCUGCAGAGAGACUGACUCAGGAGGAAGAGGAGGACAGAGCAGAGCCUGCAGGAUCCAGCUGUCCGUCCAUGAGGAGUGACCGGUCCAAACAUGAACCUCCAUACUUCAGUGAUGGACCAACAGAAGUGGACCAGCAGAGCUCAGAGGGUCCCAGUGGUCAGUCUGCCCAGCAGCAUCAAACACAGCUGGACUCCAUAUUUCAGCUGCUGGAGGACAACAUCAUCACUUUUGUAAAGGACGAGCUGAAGAAGAUCCAGAAGAUCCUGAGUCCAGAUUACCCAGAAUGCUUAGAGAGGGAGGAUGAAGAGCAGAGGAGGAGCAGCAGAGAGGCAUUAGUGAAGAUCACAGUGGACUUCCUGAGGAGACUGAAGCAGGAAGAGCUGGCUGAGCGUCUGCAGAGCAAACGUCGUGCUGCAGUUUGUGGACGUGAACUUAAAUCUGCUCUGAAGAAGAAGUUCCAGUGUGUGUUUGAGGGCAUCGCUAAAGCAGGAAACCCAACCCUUCUGAAUCAGAUCUACACAGAGCUCUACAUCACAGAGGGAGGGGCUGCAGAGGUCAAUGAGGAACAUGAGGUCAGACAGAUUGAAACAGCAUCCAGGAAACCAGACAGACCAGAAACAACAAUCAGACAAGAAGACAUCUUUAAAGGCUCACCUGGAAGAGAUGAACCAAUCAGAAGAGUGCUGACAAAGGGAGUGGCUGGCAUUGGGAAAACAGUCUUAACACAGAAGUUCACUCUGGACUGGGCUGAAGACAAAGCCAACCAGGACAUCCAGUUCAUGUUUCCACUGACUUUCAGAGAGCUGAAUGUGCUGAAAGAGGAAAAGUUCAGCUUGGUGGAACUUGUUCAUCACUUCUUCACUGAAACCAAAGAAGCAGGAAUCUGCAGCUUUGAAGACUUCCAGGUUGUGUUCAUCUUUGAUGGUCUGGAUGAGUGUCGACUUCCUCUGGACUUCCACAAAACUACAAUCCUGACUGAUGUUACAGAGUCCACCUCAGUGGAUGUGCUGCUGACAAACCUCAUCAGGGGGAACCUGCUUCCCUCUGCUCACCUCUGGAUAACCACACGACCUGCAGCAGCCAAUCAGAUCCCUCCUUGGUGUGUUGGCAGAGUGACAGAGGUCAGAGGGUUCACUGACCCACAGAAGGAGGAGUACUUCAGGAAGAGAUUCAGAGAUGAGGAGCAGGCCAGCAGGAUCAUCUCCCACAUCAAGACAUCACGAAGCCUCCACAUCAUGUGCCACAUCCCAGUCUUCUGCUGGAUCACUGCUACAGUUCUGGAGGAUGUGCUGAAAACCAGAGAGGGAGGAGAGCUGCCCAAGACUCUGACUGAGAUGUACAUCCACUUCCUGGUGGUUCAGGCCAAAGUGAAGAAGGUCAAGUAUGAUGGAGGAACUGAGACAGAUCCACACUGGAGUCCAGAGAGCAGGAAGAUGAUUGAGUCUCUGGGAAAACUGGCUUUGGAUCAGCUGCAGAAAGGAAACCUGAUCUUCUAUGAAUCAGACCUGACAGAAUGUGGCAUCGAUAUCAGAGCAGCCUCAGUGUACUCAGGAGUGUUCACACAGAUCUUUAAAGAGGAGAGAGGGCUGUACCAGGACAAGGUGUUCUGCUUCAUCCAUCUGAGUGUUCAGGAGUUUCUGGCUGCUCUUCAUGUCCAUCUGACCUUCAUCAUCUCUGGAGUCAAUCUGCUGGAAGAACAACAAACAACCUCCACGUGGUCUCAAUUACUUAGCAAACCAAAGCUACAAGCUCUCCAUCAGAGUGCUGUGAACAAGGCCUUACAGAGUCCAAAUGGACACCUGGACUUGUUCCUCCGCUUCCUCCUGGGUCUUUCUCUGCAGACCAAUCAGAGUCUCCUACGAGGUCUUCUGACACAGACAGGAAGUAGCUCACAGACCAAUCAGAAAACAGUCCAGUACAUCGAGAAGAAGCUCAAUGAGAAUCUGUCUGCAGAGAAAAGCAUCAACCUGUUCCACUGUCUGAAUGAACUGAAUGAUCGUUCUCUAGUGGAGAAAAUCCAACAGUCCCUGAGAUCAGGAAGUCUCUCCACAGAUAAACUGUCUCCUGCUCAGUGGUCAGCUCUGGUCUUCAUAUUACUGUCAUCAGAAGAAGAUCUGGAUGUGUUUGACCUGAAGAAAUACUCUGCUUCAGAGGAGGCUCUGCUGAGGCUGCUGCCAGUGGUCAAAGUGUCCAACAAAGCUCUACUGAGUGGCUGUAACCUCUCAGAAAAAAGCUGUGAAGCUCUGUUCUCAGUUCUCAGCUCCCAGUCGUCUAGUCUGAGAGAGCUGGACCUGAGUAACAACGGCCUGCAGGAUUCAGGACUGAAGCUUCUGUCUGCUGGACUGCAGAGUCUCACCUGUAAACUGAAUACUUUGAGACUGAGUGGCUGUAACCUCUCAGAGAGAAGCUGUGAAGCUCUGUCCUCAGUUCUCAGCUCCCAGUCCUCUAAUCUGAGAGAGCUGGACCUGAGCAACAACAACCUGUGGGAUUCAGGACUGAAGCUUCUGUCUGCUGCAGUGCAGAGUCCAUAUUGUAUGGUGGAAACUCUCAGACUGAGUGGCUGUAACCUCUCAGAGAAAAGCUGUGAAGCUCUGUCCUCAGUUCUCAGCUCCCAGUCCUCUAGUCUGAGAGAGCUGGACCUGAGCAACAACAACCUGCGGGAUUCAGGACUGAAGCUUCUGUCUGCUAGACUGCAGAGUCUCACCUGUAAACUGAAUGCUUUGAGACUGAGUGGCUGUAACCUCUCAGAGAGAAGCUGUGAAGCUCUGUCCUCAGUUCUCAGCUCCCAGUCCUCUAAUCUGAGAGAGCUGGACCUGAGCAACAACAACCUGCGGGAUUCAGGACUGAAGCUUCUGUCUGCUGCAGUGCAGAGUCCAUAUUGUAUGGUGGAAACUCUCAGUCUGUCAGGCUGUCUGAUCACAGAGGAAGGCUGUACUUCUCUGGCCUCAGCUCUGAGCUCCAACCCCUCCCAUCUGAGAGAGCUGGACCUGAGCUACAAUCAUCCAGGAGACUCAGGAAUGAAGCUGCUGUCGGCCGCACUGAAGGACCCACGCUGGAGACUGGACACUCUCAGGGCGGAGCCUGCUGGAGAACGAUGGCUGAUCCCAGGUCUGAGGAAGUAUUCCUGUCAGGCUGUCAGAGGAAACAUCAGAGAGCAGGUGGACGACCCUCCAGCUCUGACCAAUGAGAGCGCAGAGACUCUGCAGAGGUAA
This is a messenger RNA of Archocentrus centrarchus (flier cichlid), 3552 nucleotides long. Its product is annotated as NACHT, LRR and PYD domains-containing protein 12-like. The record is from RefSeq and is a predicted model, not a curated record. NCBI's taxonomy places the organism in Eukaryota, Metazoa, Chordata, Actinopteri, Cichliformes, Cichlidae. The transcript has 16 exons. Gene Ontology annotation, molecular function: protein binding. Bases 148 to 3552 code for a protein of 1134 amino acids.